Molecule: messenger RNA, 1080 nt
Organism: Lasiodiplodia theobromae
Lineage: Eukaryota; Fungi; Ascomycota; Dothideomycetes; Botryosphaeriales; Botryosphaeriaceae
Product: Glycosyl transferase family 8
Exons: 1
Coding region: 1-1080 (359 amino acids)
Biological process (GO): protein N-linked glycosylation
Molecular function (GO): glycosyltransferase activity
Source: RefSeq, a predicted model, not a curated record
AUGCUUUUCGAGCAAGAGCAACGGCGGCGCAGGCCGACGGGCCACUAUUGGAUUGCCGCCUUCUUCCUAUCCGUCUUCCUGGUGGCCGUAGCCCUCUACUACAGCGCGACCGACCUGCCUCCGGACUCGUUCAGCACACAGCCAGGCGGUCACUCCAAGUCAAGGCAGAUAUACGCCACCUACCUGACCGCACCAUCCGCCGACCAAGCCGUAACCUCGCAACCACACGGCUUCGGCGACGACGACCCGUACUUCGUCGGCGUGCGCAUGCUGAACUACCAGCUGCGCCACGCGCCCGAAACCCGCAGCAAGCGGCAACUCCCCUUCGUCGUCUUCGUCGCGUCGACCGUCGAAGAGUCUAAACGAGCCGUCCUCCGCAGCGAGGGCGCCGAGGUGGUCGAGAUCGCGCACCUGGGCGCCGACUGGAUCCACACGCCGCAGCAGCGCUGGUCCGACGUCAUGACGAAGCUGCGCAUGUGGGAAUUCGAGGACGACUACGACCUGGUCGUCUUCCUGGACAGCGACAUGCUCAUCACGACGUGCCUCGACGGCAUCUUCGACGAAGCCGCCGCGCAGCCGCGCCGGACCCUCGACAGGCCCAACGCCACCGUCGCCGACGAGGCCGCCCUGCCCGACGAGUACGUCAUGGCCGGCGUGCCGCAGGCUGAUUUGUUGCAGUGGCCGUCGUUCAACAAGACGGCCAACUACGACCAGAUGAACGCCGGGUUGAUGGUGUUCAAGCCGUCGCGCAAGCUGUUCGCGCACUACGCCUCCGUGCUGGCGAUACCCGGCCGCUUCGACGCGACGCUGCCCGAGCAGUUCUUGCUGAACUACGUGCACCGCGACGACCGCAGCAUGCCGUGGGCCCGCCUCGACCUCGUCUGGCAGGCGCAGUAUCCCAACGCCGAGGAUAUCGCGAACGGGGUGCGGAUCUUGCAUGACAAGUGGUGGAAUCCUUGGAUCAAGAACGAUACGGCUGAGCUGUUCCACGCGUGGCGAUGGCGCAUGGAGGGGUUCUAUGAGGGCGUUAGGGGGAAGAUUUAUGAGCCGGCUUACUAUAGGCUCAACAAUACCAACUAG